GUUGCGGAAAUUUUCUACGGUGCAUCUAUAUGGUCGAUUGUAGUUAUCGCAGCUAAUCACUAUCACCAAAUGUUUUCUUUGAAAAUAUUUGGUCGAACCAGACCGUCGAUAAAGAGAGCUAAAACCAUUGCCGCUCUUGUUUGGGUGUUGUCUUUUAUAAUACUAUGUUUUCCCCUUUACUUCGAUGUUGAUUAUCAUGAACUCUUGAAUGGAGGUCAGUUUUGCGGUCCGGUCAAGUGGACACAUUUCUCAGAGACAGCAUAUAUAAUUUGUCUGACUCUGCUGACCUAUGUCAUACCUCUUGUUGUCAUAUCGUUUACCUACGUCGCGAUAUCUCGCGUGUUGAGACAGAACAUUGACUUGAUCAAAGCUAUGAAACAAGUACUACCUCAUGUGGCUACGUCACCCAGAAACCAGCGUGAUCACCUG
Molecule: messenger RNA, 429 nt
Organism: Porites lobata
Lineage: Eukaryota; Metazoa; Cnidaria; Anthozoa; Scleractinia; Poritidae
Source: the annotation of a GenBank genome assembly